AUGCAUAUUUUCUUGUCACUAAGGCCUCUCAAAGGUCUGGAUAACAGGCAGGUGAUUCAGAUCGCAUGUGGAGACCAUCAUUCAAUGGCACUAACCCACGAUGGUCAGUUGUUCGUAUGGGGUGAUAACUCUUAUGGUCAGCUGGGUUUAAAGAAAGAUCAUCCCGCCUCUCAGUCAGCUCAACAUGUUCAGAGUCUGAGUGGGAUCCCACUGGCUCAGAUCAGUGCUGGAGGAGACCACAGCUUUGGGUUGUCUCUCUCUGGAGUCGUGUUUGGAUGGGGAAAGAACUCUGCUGGACAGCUGGGCUUCGGGGACACUACAGACAGACACAUUCCAACGGUUAUAAAGAGUCUUAACCAGAAGAAAAUUGUGUCCAUCUCAUGUGGAGGGGAGCACACUGCUACUUUAUCAAAGGGUGGCACAGUAUUCACAUUUGGAUCAGGAGGUUCUGGUCAGCUUGGGCACAACUCAUUUAAAGACGAACAUCAUCCGCGGGUGGUUGCUGAACUGUGGGGAUCUGAAGUGUCUCAGGUCACAUGUGGGAGACAUUACACACUCGUAUCAGUCGCAUCGUCAAAGCGGAUCUACUCAUUUGGAUGUGGGAUGCAAGGGCAGCUGGGAAAUGGAAAAAUGAUCAAUGAGUCUGUGCCUUUUCCUGUGAAUCUGCCAACUGAAUGUAAUCAUGAAUAUACGACCGAAAAACUCAUAGCUGGGGAGAAUCAUUCCUUUGCCUUGUUUUUCAAAGAACUUGGAAAGUCUAAACCCAAUCCUAUAAGAGGGGUUUUGACAUUAAAUGACAGAAUGAUUGACCGCUGGGUGUCUGAAAGAGACUCAUGGGCAGCAAUAAAGAAGGAAAUAAAACAAGUGUUCUCCUCUGCUGCUUGUCUGAAUGGAAGUUUUCUCAAAGCAAGUCAUGAUGAACAGGAUUUUGAACUGGCUGAAAAAGCUUUUUCAAAGUUAUUAGGGAAUGAAAAGGUGAUAUCAAAGGUAGUGGAGGUGGUUCAGCAGAUGCUGCGAUCUCUGAAUCCCAAGCCAUUUGGUGAGGAAUCGCUGAGACUUUACAUUCUCCUGCCUGAGCUCAUCAGACGUCUCCAAAAACAACAACGAACUGAACUCACUGAAGUUCUUGCCUCCAAAAUUCUUGAGCUGAAUCCUGAUGCUCGCAAGGUUUUAGAGAAGCACUGGUCCAAACUCCCGGAUGAUUGCCUCAAAAGCCUGGUCAAGUUAUUCCACAAACCAUCUGCUGAGAUGAUUGGCCAGAUUUCUCGUGGUGAAAUGAAUCAGGAUACACAACACUUGGAGAACUUUCUGCAGAUCCUUCGGAUGAUCAAUCAGGUCUGCUGCAGUGCCGACAGAGACUUCACAAACAGGGAUUUCAUCAUUCAUGAGAUUAAUGAUCUACUGGAUACGCUGCAAGCCACCAUGGAAGACCUGGAAGACUGGUUUGAUUUCUGUGAAACCCAUACAGAAAAAUACUACAUUGUGGGUAUUCAAGGCUUCUAAUAUAAUACAUAUGAAUAUUUGCAUAAACUUUUUAUGUUCUUUGUUCAAUAACUAUAAGAAAUCCUAUAUUACUACCAUGCAUCUUUCUUUCAGGGAA
Messenger RNA from Cyprinus carpio (common carp), 1600 nucleotides. RefSeq names its product E3 ISG15--protein ligase HERC5-like. NCBI's taxonomy places the organism in Eukaryota, Metazoa, Chordata, Actinopteri, Cypriniformes, Cyprinidae. The transcript has 14 exons. The record is from RefSeq and is a predicted model, not a curated record. Bases 1 to 1503 code for a protein of 500 amino acids.